Pseudopipra pipra is the source of this 3007-nucleotide messenger RNA. RefSeq names its product laccase domain containing 1 (gene LACC1). The record is from RefSeq and is a predicted model, not a curated record. Bases 896 to 2212 code for a protein of 438 amino acids. Gene Ontology annotation, molecular function: copper ion binding. The transcript is spliced from 6 exons. Lineage: Eukaryota; Metazoa; Chordata; Aves; Passeriformes; Pipridae.
CUGCAGGUGCAGGGAAGGGAGGAACAGGAGACAGCAAUUAAUAGAAAAUCAGAUUUUAUUAAUUCCUCUGUUCCUGAAUAAAUUACUUUCCUUUUUGUCUUGUCCUUUUCUUCAGUUGUCAUAUACUUAACUGUCACGACUAUGAUUUUAACACAGCUGACAAAACAUAUUUAUUGCCAUUUGAUUUUUGUACAAAGCCUGAUAUAAAUCCUUCAUUUCCCCACUUGCCUUUUAACCUUCUCAUUGUCCUGUCAAAGGAUUAAGACUUUCUCACUACAUUGUGCAAAAUUUCUGACUGCUUCAACAAGAAAUUGCCAUUGUCAUUUGGGGCCUGUGGCCCCUAAGGCUAACCUCUCAUAACCUCUCUCUCUCUGCAUCCGGAAUAUACUUUUCCUCGACUGACUGACAAAUUCUUCACUGGAACGUGCAGCUACAGCUCAGUAAAGGAAACUCCUUCAGUCUGCACAAGUUUUCCUUGAACUACUUUGUGUUCUUGUUCUGUUUUGCUCCACCAUACGUUUCUGAGUGAGUCUGAGGUUGUGCAAAGCUGGUGUAUUAGCAGGUGUGAUUGCAGCAGGGAGUUGCAUGCCAGGGUUAACGCUGCUUCCGGGUUCAGCGCUACCUAGACGCUUGUUAAUCAUGUUGGUGCCUUGUGGUACAGUUCGUUCUUUCCGGUGGACUCAGCAACAAAGCAGGGUCCCAUCAAAAAGAAGAAAUACAGGUUCCCAGAGCUAUCUUACAUAGAAUAGGAAUUUCCAUCUUGUACAAAUCAGUUCCAAGACUGAAAGAAGUGAGAUAUAUAAAGCUGGAAAUGUGUGUGUAUUAUAUCAGUUGAUAUCUUUCAAGAGUUUAAAGGGAUUGUCUACCUGUUUGUAGAAAUUAAAUAUCCUGGAAUAUGGUGGAAGCAGUACUAAUAGAUCUGUUCAGCAUCCCAGCCAACUUGCAGAACAACAUCCAAGGAUUACUAUGCAACACACUGGAAACUAUUGAGAAAUGCUCUUCCAUCCAUGCUCCAUUUGUUUAUGUCAUAUGUUGCCAGAGGCAGUGGAGUGACAGGAAAGGUGAACAAGAGUUCUUGCUUCCAGCUCUGGGAGGUUUUCAGAAUCUGAAGAGAAGACUGGAGGUGGUACAUGCUCUGACUACAGCUGCUGCUUUGUACACCAUCAAACAGAGACUGGAUGAAAAAGACCUAAGCAUCAUUAAAGUUAUUCUCCCUACCUUAAGAAAAGACUUAAUGAAAGCAUAUAUAGACCAUCUCUUUACAGCCGUCUACCAGUUUGAAUAUGAGGAUUUACGGGUGGUAUCUGGCUCUGAAAACCUACAGAUAUCUGAACAUCAGGGUGAAGGGCAAACACCUCCUUCACAGGACAUGGCACUCAUCCAAAGUGAGAUUCAGAUGCACUUGGAAAGCCUGCCAAGCCUGAAAGGGGAGAUCACCAUCCUCAGAUCCUCCCUGAUUCCAGAUGGUACCUUCUUGCAUGGGUUCACCACAAGGACUGGUGGGAUCUCAUAUAUACCAACUCUAAGCUCCUGCAAUCUCUUCAGCAGUUCCAAGCGGAGGGACCCAAACGUUGUUGUUAAAGAAAAUCUCCGUCGGCUAGCUAAUGCUGCAGGAUUUAACCCAGAGGCUUUUCACAGAGUCAAGGUUGAUCACGCUAAUGCAGUGUGUAUUAUGGGAAAGACAGAGCCUGACAGCUAUGAUGGCAUAGUUACAAAUCAGAAAGGUGUUACGCUAGCAGCUCCAGGUGCUGAUUGCAUACCCGUGCUAUUUGCUGAUCCUGUCAGAAAAGCCUGUGGUGCUGCUCAUUCUGGAUGGAAAGGCACGUUGUUAGGAGUGUCUAUGGCCACAGUAAAUGCUAUGGUAUCUGAAUAUGGCUGUAACGUGAAAGAUAUCCUUGUGGUGCUGGGCCCAUCUGUAGGACCUUGCUGCUAUAAACUUCCUCGUGAAUCAGCAAAAGAAUUUCACAGAAUUGAUCCAAAGUGUGUGAGACUAUUUGACUCUGCAAAUCCUUAUAUUGAUAUUAGAAGAGCAACACGGAUUCUUCUUGAGAGAGGUGGGGUUCUUUCUGAGAACAUCCAAGAUGAUUCUGUCACAGACCAGAACCAAAAUAUCACUUUCUGUACUGCCUGCCACCCUGAUAAAUUUUACUCUCACUUUCGUGAUGGCACUAACUUUGGAACACAGAUUGGCUUCAUAUCAAUCAAAGACUGAGACAGUAUCUCUUACUCUGGAAUAGUAUUAAGACAAUAAGUCUGCUGUAUUGUCUGGCAUCCUGCUCUCCUCGUAGAAGUUCUUCCUUUCACACCCUUGCAAUAGGGAAUUCAUGGGUCUUGAGAUUCCCCUCCCCUUCCCUUCUCGGGCAAAAAUAAAUAUCUAGGGUGUGGGACAACAAUUACUGUGUGAGACAGGGUGCAAAGGAGAGAAGGACAAGCCACACAACUGGCAAAACCCUUCUGCAAGACCAGAUGCAAGCUCCAUGUUUAUGGAUCCUCCUUGACCAUUUUCCAGAAACUUCACUAUUUUAAGGUGGUGAAAGCUCAAAAAACUCCAGUGUUCACUGACUUCUGGGUGAUACUGUUGAAUAAAGUUAAAUAUGACCUGAGUAAUAGAGGAAGAGAAGUCUGUAUGGCAUGUUAACUGUUUGAGAGCAUCCAACUUCAGUAGUUUCAGCUGAAGCUUUACAGAAUUUUGUGCAUGGGAUUGAUUUUCUACUUUGAAUUACUUUAAAGAAGAGCUCCAAAACACUUAAAGGACUUCUCCCAUGCAAAAUAACUUGAAAGUGAAAAUCAAGCAAAGUCCUUUGAGGCAGACUUUGAAAAUAUAUGAACAUUCACCAUUCUGUACUUUUUGAUUGUAAUAAAAAUAGGGCUAAGACUCUUAAUAUAGGACAUGUAUGUUCAUAUUUCCUUAGGAUUCUUUUCUUUAAACAUCAGUGCUUUGAUAAUGUCCAUUGACACAGUCUCAACAAUGCAGGUUAUUAAAUAAAUAUCUAAAAAGUUGAGUGAA